CGGGAACCGUGCAUGUCCCACUUCAUGAACUGGGUCCGUCGAUCGGGUUCUCGCACCAGUUCUCCACGUGUGACUGUCGGCUUCCGGGCAAACACGACGCACCUGCAAAUCUUCCACGUUUUGUACUCCCGAUAAAUACCACCCAUUGCAAUUGCAACGGUAGAAUACUAGCACCCGCCAUACUUGAUUCAAGGAUACGUUUGGAGCGGAGAAAACAUCUAAAUCGGCUAACAGCGGAGAACUAUCUGUCGGCCGCCACUGUCUAGACAGCUGAUCACUACUGAGUCCCAGGACACUCGGACGGGAUCAUAGUUUCAUACACAGCAGACCAUGGAGUCGGUUCCCACCACUGUCUUUGUGUUCGCACCAUUGUCGGCGGUCAUCCUGCACGAAUUUGUCCUGCGACGAGUGGAAGUCGACCAUUUGACCCUUCAGAUUCUUGGACUAGCGAUUACCGUAUACUGGGUUCUAUUCUAUUACAUUGGAUUCGUCGCCGCGACACUGGUGACGAGUUUCUUCUGGGUUCCACUGUGGCUGUACAUCGGAGCGUACCGUGCCUUUUUUCAUGCACUCAACGUCUAUCCGGGACCUUGGGCCGCGAAGCUAUCGCGAUGGUGGACUGUCAAACAGACGUAUGACAGUGGCCUGCAUUAUCAUCGGGUUCUGCAGCGGUUGCAGAGUCGGUAUGGCGACUAUGUUAGGACAGGGCCACGUGAGCUCACUAUUUUUGAUGCAGCUGCGAUUCAACCAAUUCUGGGAGCACAAUCAAGUACAUCGAAGGGUCCUUUCUUUGACGUCAUGGAGAAGUCUUUACAUCUCAACCGCGACAAGGCAUUCCACCGCCAGCGUCGCAAGGUCUGGGACAACGCGAUGAAAAUAUCGCUUUCGGACUAUGCGCCGCAGGUCGAGAACUUCACAGAUCAGCUGCUUACACGAUUGAGAAGCGAGGAAGGAAGAUCCAUUCCACUGUUUGAGUACGCGACAUACUACAGCUACGACGUCAUGGCAGCACUGGCUUUUGGCAAACCAAUGGGCUUCAUCAAAGGCGAGCAAAGUGAUGUCGCUGCUAGUGUUCUUGCUACUUUCACGAAUAGCGUCCAGGCGCUGGGAUACAUGUAUCAUAUGCCAUGGCUGAUGAACGCGAUUGGUGUACUUACCUCGUUCGCAGGACCCAUGAAGGAGUGGCGAGACUGGAGCGUCAGUCAGAUGAAAGCACGCAUGCAGGUCCGAGAUGCCAAACCCGACCUAAUCUCACACCUCAUAAACUCCACCCCCAAAACACCAGAAGGUCGCGAACUCCUCUACGGCGAAUCACGUCUCAUCAUUUCCGCCGGCAGCGAAACGACUUCCUCAGCCUUGACCUUCCUCUUCAUGCACCUCGCUACACAUCCCCAUUAUAUAGCCGCUGUCCGCGCUGAGUUUCUUGCGAACAUCGACAAUUACGACUGCCAGCGCCCCAUGCCAAUGCUAGAAGCUGUAAUUCAGGAGUCAAUGCGCAUGUGGCCUUCAGUCUUUUUCGGUUCACAACGCGUUACACCCCCACAAGGCAUGGAGGUAAAUGGGCGCUUCAUCCCAGGGAACAUGAUUGUGCAUAUACCUCUAUUUCCCCUAUUUCACGAUGCAAGGAACUUCGUUGCACCUGAUCAGUUCAUUCCUGAGCGAUGGACGACGAAGCCUGAAUUGGUACUCAAUAGACAAGCGUUCAUACCGUUUUCGACUGGCUCGUAUAGCUGUGCAGGGAAGGCGCUGUCUUUGAUGGAACUGAGGAGUGUGAUCGGAAGGGUGGUCGCGGAGUUUGACAUUGUACUGGAUGAAGGAACGGAUGCAAACGCUUACUGGGAGGGUAUUCUGGACCAUUUCACUGCAGGAGCACCACCGAUGACGGUCAGGUUUCUCAGGGCGCGAUAAAGGCUUGUUGGGAGAAGAGUAGACAUUGACUGUUUUAUCUACUCCAUACUUUCAAAAUCAGUUUAUGAAUCCAAGUUCGAACGGGUUGCUCCGGGAAGCCAUGUCUAGCAUUAAAAGACUCUACUCAGGAUG
Molecule: messenger RNA, 2040 nt
Organism: Alternaria alternata
Lineage: Eukaryota; Fungi; Ascomycota; Dothideomycetes; Pleosporales; Pleosporaceae
Product: cytochrome P450
Exons: 3
Coding region: 331-1908 (525 amino acids)
Molecular function (GO): heme binding; oxidoreductase activity, acting on paired donors, with incorporation or reduction of molecular oxygen; iron ion binding
Source: RefSeq, a predicted model, not a curated record